AUGUCCCUAUUCAGCAACGGUCGAUUCAACGGCCACCUCGUCGUGCCCUCGUUCCUCACCGGCAAAGGAAUCAAACGCGAUGCGGCUCCUACGCGCAACCAGACCAACCCUGACGCCGAGCUUGACCUCGAGCUUUCCUUCGCAUCUACUAUGUCCCUGAACUCCCCUCCCAGAGAUUCCCGACCACUCACACCAGAAGCGGAGAACCCGAACUAUGUCCCUAUGGAUGUCUCGCCUGCACCGUCCGCCCCUUCACUGACCACCGGUCGCAAACCGGCGAUGGGUCGCCCUCGUGCAGCGACCAGCGCUGCUCGUCUGUUUGGUCAAGACAUGAGCAACGAUCACAAUCACGACAACGUCUCGGUGAGCUCAGCUUCCAAGCAGGUCACGGGCACCAGCAGCGGCAAGCGGCUGCAGCGUGCCGCGCUCCCCACAGAAUGGUUCGCCACUCCGCAGCCUCGUUCAGACGAGCUCGCUGUCAGUCAGCCCAUCGAUGUCCCUUCAUCACCCACUGACCGCAUGGAUAUCGACACCUCAUUCGGCUUCGCGGCUUCCUCCUCCGCGCCAGACUCGCAGGGCCUUCCGUCCGCAGCGCCGACGGUGGCGACUUUCAACUUUGCGGCGCCCGCCGCCUUCGACCUUGCCUCGCCUCUCCCCUCGGCGGCGCCCACCGUGACGACAUUCAAGAACCUCUUCUUCGAGACGCCCGCGCGAGAGCUCAACGCGCACGAGCUCGCCAACGCCGCCGACAUCUCUGGGCUUUCGAGCCUCACUGAAAGCCCGAGCCAGCCGUUUCCCAAGAAACGCCGCUCAUCGUCGCCUGACUCGAAGGGUCUCCGGCGCAGUCACCACCACCUGUUUGAAGACGAUGAACACGGAUAUCUAUCCUCCCCCGCGCAGUCCUCGCCCACCCAGCACAAGCUCGAGCGUAUCGCCAGCAAGGAGCGUCUCCUCGCCAACCAGAAGCGCCCCACGAGUCUGGGACUAGGCAUGCCUGCCGCGCUCGCACUCAACGCAAACAAGAAACGCCCCCGCCGCCCCGCCCUCAGCGCGAUGAUCGCUCCCGGUGAGGGCCCUAUGGGCGCGCCGUCCUCGCAACCCACGACGGCGCACCCGAUGUUCUCGACGGCGGAGGACGAGCAUUCGGAGGAGCAUCGCGCCCCUCGUCUGCCCCCCGCGCGUCGUGCGUUCUCCGCGAUGCUACCUCCGAACCUGCUCGACCAGACGAUGUCGAGCGAGUCGAGCUUCGACCAGGACCUCGACAUGAGCUCGCCCGCGCAGGCGUACGCGAAGCGCCAACAGGUGAAGACGAUCCGCCGCUGCGACGGCACGGACGACUUCCGCCCGCUCACGGGCGCGACCGCGCUCAUGAAGCGCGACACCGAGGUCUUAAGCUGUUCGGGCCACAGCGGGCGUCACAGCGACGAGAACGACCGGUCGCGGAGCGGUGCAGAGCGCGACACGCCGCGCAGCAAGUACUUGACCGGCCUCGGCGGAUUCGGCGACAACGAGGCGCACGGCAAGAUCCUCUCGUGCCACCGCGUGCGCGAGGACGGGCUGAUGAGGAUCAACCCGACGACGCUCAACAAGCUCCUGGACGGCGCUUACGAUUCGAAGAUCAAUAACUACCACAUCAUCGACUGCCGGUUCGACUACGAGUACCUCGGGGGCCACAUCCCGGGCGCGAUAAACAUCAACACCACCGCAGGCGUGGAGGAGUUCCUCCUCGGCCUUUCUGCAAACAAGCCGGAGCCGUCUACGAGCAGCGAUCCCAACAAGAAGACGAUCCUCGUGUUCCACUGUGAGUUCAGCGUUAAGAGGGCCCCGACAUUCGCUAAGCAUCUCCGUUCUAAGGAUAGGGCGAUGAACAACCAUGUGUACCCGCGCGUACACUUCCCUGAGCUGUACGUGCUCGAGGGCGGGUACUCGGGCUACUUCCACGAGUCUGGCGUGCGCUGCCAGCCACAGGCGUACGUGCGCAUGGACGACCCGCACUAUGCGCAGUCGCGCCGCGAGGACCUAGAUCAGUUCCGCAAGGGCAAGUUCGGACGCACCAAAUCAUACGCGUACGGGGAAGGCAAGAUGCUCUCGAUGACCAGCGCGGCGCAGCAAGUCCAGGCGGCGCAGCCGAAGCGCAACACCGCGCCGAGCGGGGGCGCGACGACGCUCUUCGCGGCCGCGAACAUCGCGCGCACCCGCCGCGCCGGGCUUCAUACUCUCACCGAGGGCCCGAGCAGCUCUGGUCAUGGCAGCGACGGGGACGACACCGACAUCGGCGACAGCCCGUGCCCGCCGCCGACCAAGAACGUCGCGUUCAAGGGGAAGAAGAUCGGGCGCGCGCCGCUCAUGCGGGCGGAGACCUACGACCCGUCGCGCAUGAACAUGGGCUACUGA
This is a messenger RNA of Epithele typhae, 2394 nucleotides long. RefSeq lists its product as uncharacterized. Gene Ontology annotation, molecular function: protein tyrosine phosphatase activity; thiosulfate-cyanide sulfurtransferase activity. Bases 1 to 2394 code for a protein of 797 amino acids. Gene Ontology annotation, cellular component: nucleus; cytoplasm. Gene Ontology annotation, biological process: protein dephosphorylation; positive regulation of G2/MI transition of meiotic cell cycle; positive regulation of G2/M transition of mitotic cell cycle. The transcript is spliced from 4 exons. NCBI's taxonomy places the organism in Eukaryota, Fungi, Basidiomycota, Agaricomycetes, Polyporales, Epitheliaceae. The record is from RefSeq and is a predicted model, not a curated record.